AUGGACAGAUGUCUUCUGGUUUUCAUAAUUUGUUCUUCAAUCUCGCCAAGUUUUCAUCAAGCUCUCAAAGUCUGUGAUUACUUAAAAAUGAUAGGAAGGACAAGCUCGGACUGUUCGCUUGAGAAUGAUUCCGAUAAUAGCACACUGAGCCCUUUAGCAUCCAUUAUAUCAAGUAUAGAAAAAGACGAGAACAGAAGACAACUAUCUUUGAACAAAAUCCAACAGCGUCCAGAGAGAUUUUUCAACUUUGAAGUAUGCAUGGGACCGGAGUAUAAUGAUUGUCGUUUCGAGAAGAUGUGCUCUUCUAAGUACAGUUGCCUUAAAUCAGGAACAGGAACUCGAUGCUGUUUGAAGCCGUCAACAAAUCAUAUUCAACCUAAACAGGUUUACAAAUGUCCAUCCACUAUUGAGAUGGGGUAUGUAUGCUUACCAUGGAGAUUAAAACUUAAAACGACUAGCUGGUGCUACACUAAUAAUGAUUGCGCCAAAACAUCACCACAGCUUUGUUGUGAUACAGGCUGCGGUUUUAAUGUUUGCUUACAAAUGAAUGGUCUUAUUGUGGACAACGGCAAGUAA
This is a messenger RNA of Auanema sp. JU1783, 576 nucleotides long. The record is from the annotation of a GenBank genome assembly. NCBI's taxonomy places the organism in Eukaryota, Metazoa, Nematoda, Chromadorea, Rhabditida, Rhabditidae.